Molecule: messenger RNA, 1024 nt
Organism: Polyodon spathula (Mississippi paddlefish)
Lineage: Eukaryota; Metazoa; Chordata; Actinopteri; Acipenseriformes; Polyodontidae
Product: transcription initiation factor IIA subunit 2-like
Exons: 4
Coding region: 109-438 (109 amino acids)
Biological process (GO): transcription initiation at RNA polymerase II promoter; RNA polymerase II preinitiation complex assembly
Cellular component (GO): transcription factor TFIIA complex
Molecular function (GO): RNA polymerase II general transcription initiation factor activity; TBP-class protein binding
Source: RefSeq, a predicted model, not a curated record
GUCAGUUUCCUGGGGGGGAAGACAAGCAGUAAAGGACUCUCCAUUCUGUUACGGAUGAGCUGUACAUUUAUGAUUUUUUUUUUUCCCCCCUAUUAAUAUCAAGUAGAGAUGGCAUACCAACUUUACCGAAAUACUACGCUUGGCAACAGCCUUCAGGAAAGUCUGGAUGAGCUCAUUCAGUCCCAGCAGAUCACUCCCCAGCUUGCUCUCCAGGUGCUUCUUCAGUUUGACAAAGCUAUAAACACAGCGCUGGCACAGAGGGUCAGGAACAGAGUCAACUUCCGGGGUUCCCUCAAUACCUAUCGAUUCUGUGAUAAUGUCUGGACUUUUGUGUUGAAUGAUGUUGAGUUCAGAGAGGUUACAGAUCUGGUCAAAGUCGAUAAAGUGAAGAUCGUAGCUUGUGAUGGAAAAAAUACUGGUUCCAAUACUGCUGAAUGAAAUGAAGAUGCGAUUUGUGUGUAAAAAAAUUCUGUUUGAAGAGGAGCCCAGGCUCAUGAGGACACACUUACAGACAGGACUGUAUUUAUAAUUUAUUCCAGAGGUUUCUCUGUUGAGAUGCCCUGUAAGUAAUGGGACAGCGGGAAUAAUGGAAAUACCAGUGCCAAGUGGGUCAGGCAGGGAUUGCAAGAUUUCAUUACCUUUUUUAAUAAGAGAUUUCAAAUUCCUGGCUCAUCUUCUUUUUCUGUCUUAGUUUGUCAGUGUUCUUUUAUCCCUAAGAUUUAAUUAAUAAACUUUUAUUUAAACAGUGUCUUGAGAGAGUGUUCUGUAACAGCUAAAUGGCAUUUAGGUAAGCAUUCCACUGCCCACCUGCAAAUGUUUGGACAGAAAGGAAUAUAGUUAUGAAAAUUAAGUUAUACAUUUAGAUAAAUAUUGCAAGACUCCUCUAGCUUUUGUUACAAAUGGUCACACUUGGUAUGUACAUUCAUUAAAUAAAGAGGAAGCAGCUUCACAUGUCAUUUUAAUUUCCCUUGUUAUUUUAUGGUGCUUAAUCUUUUUGGUUUUUAAUAAAACUAUAUUGAAUUGA